Molecule: messenger RNA, 207 nt
Organism: Entamoeba nuttalli P19
Lineage: Eukaryota; Evosea; Mastigamoebida; Endamoebidae
Exons: 1
Coding region: 1-207 (68 amino acids)
Source: RefSeq, a predicted model, not a curated record
AUGGAUUACAACAGAAUGAUAGGUAUGCCUUAUGGAUUCACUCCGUCAGGUUCUGAUAGAAAGAAUAUGAACGGAUUUUAUAAUUCAAGAAAUGGUUUAAAACAAGGUUUAGAAAUUCAUGGACCAAGACAAGAAGAAAUAAAAUUUGAUACAAGUGGUUUUGCAGAAACAAAUGGAGAUGAUUUUACACCAGACAUUGAAAUUUAA